Molecule: messenger RNA, 560 nt
Organism: Aspergillus japonicus CBS 114.51
Lineage: Eukaryota; Fungi; Ascomycota; Eurotiomycetes; Eurotiales; Aspergillaceae
Exons: 3
Coding region: 21-524 (167 amino acids)
Source: RefSeq, a predicted model, not a curated record
CUGACGGCUGCUCACGAAUAAUGGAAAAUUUCACCGGCAUUCCAGGGAUUUUCAGCUCCUCUCUCCGCGAGCAGCCCAUGUGGAAAGUCAUAGGGCCGAUCUUGUCCACUUCGACGGUUAUGAGAGACUCCACACUACGAGACAUAGAUUUCCAGUUCCCAUUGCGACACAGUUCAGGGUCUCUCGCAAUCCUUCUUCUAACUCCUACAUCCCUUGAACCGUGCAAUCGGCAGGACACUCUAUAUCGCUUGAAUCAACUCGCACAGCACAGAGAUCGCUGCUCUCGAAGAAUUGCCGUAGCUUAUCUGCUGUCAGAUACACCAUUCAUCAGCGCAAGCGGUGUUUCCAGUCUCAAUGGAUGGGUGGCACUGGAAAUAAUAAUGUUCGAAUCCCUCCCCGCUAUGAUGCCCAUCAUCCCGAUCGCAGACGCUUCAUGCCUCCUGUCCUCGAUCCAGGAAUACAUCAGCAAUCUCCAAGAUAUGCCUGGUCCACGUGCGAGCCCUGCACCGGUGCAGGGUAUAUGACGUUGGCCGUGGACGACGGCUCCACUUGCAUUGAAU